Molecule: messenger RNA, 585 nt
Organism: Phytophthora sojae
Lineage: Eukaryota; Oomycota; Peronosporomycetes; Peronosporales; Peronosporaceae
Exons: 2
Coding region: 1-585 (194 amino acids)
Source: RefSeq, a predicted model, not a curated record
AUGGCGACAGGAACUCAAUCCGCCGUACCAGCAACUCCGAUGAUGUCCGGCGGAACGCGCGGCAACGACUCGACGGCGGUCUUGAUCACACCGCAGCCCGACCCGAUUGCUGAGCGCAACGUCAGCUUCGACGAGCCGAUGACUGGAUCCGACGCCAAGGAUGAAGAGAUGGAUGAAGAAUACGACGACUACCUGGAGGAGAAGGCGCCUGCGCCAGCGGUGGUGACACCUGAGACUCCGGAAGAUGCCGUGAUGUCCGCCGUGCGCAGCGGAGGCUCGCGCUCUCUGGCGCGAAGUCUUGCGAGCGAGGUGGAAGACGAUGCGCCUCCCAUCACGCGCAACCUCGCGGACGAACUGGAUGAUGUGAACAGCCCCAAACGUGCCGACUAUGGCCCGGGUGCAUUUGAAGACAGCGGCAAGGAGGCAUUACGUGCACGUGCCCCAAAGACCCCACGUGACGGUGGCACCGAUGACUCAGCGGAUCCGGGGACGACGAGUGACGGUUCUGACGGCUUACCAGCUCCUUGGGACUGGUCAGAAGCGCUCAAGUCGCUCCCGACGACUCGCCAGCCGAUCCACAAGUGA